AUGGGGCUCUGUCAGCAUGAAAACGCUGAGCAAGAUCUGGGAAACAAGAAUACUAACGGUUUACAAAGAACAGUGUCAUCGGAAUCAACAGACUCAGGUUGCGCUUUGGAUUCGCCUGGUCCUGCAGCCUCAAACGAUAUCAUGGAGGAAACGUUUGAGAAAGCAAUUCUUGAAUCCAGCAGACUGAACAUUCGAAUGCCUUUCAGAAGAAUACAUUCACUGCCACAAAGCCUCCUGGGAUCCAGUCCUGCUCUGAAGAGAAACCACGCCGAUUCUCUGGAUAGCGAUGCUUUUCAACUAUUGGAACAAGAUGAAAAUAAGGAAAAUGAAUCGUUUGAGUUUAAGAAGCCAACCAAACCAGCUUCUCGUAGUUCUGUGCACGUCCACUCCCAUGAUGGAAAAGGUGUUCCUGGACCAAGGCAGAGUUUGUCUCCAGCUCGGAUGUUUCCCACUGGUGAAAUACGCACGGGUGAACAGGAAGACUAUAGGCCAGCUUUCCUGCAGCAGUCUUCUCUGACUUCCUCUGAAAGUGAAGAUGAUGAUGGAUUCCUAGAGCUGCUAGAUGAGCAAGAUUUGAAGAACGAUGAGGAGAUGCCAUCUGAUGUGGCGAGCCUCUGGACUGCACCACUAGUCAUGAGGAGAACAGACAAUCGGGCCAAACGAUGCCGGUUGUUUGGCUCUUCAUCUCUGCCUAGUGGGGUAGGAAGAACCACCCAGAAAAGGAUGGAGAGAUCCCAAGAAGAGAAUUCUCCAGGGAAAAGCAAGAAGAGGAAAAGCCUGCCUGGAACACCUUCUGAGGACUCGACGAGUUUGAAAAUGGUAAAGACGCAAUCCUCCACAGCAGAGAUCGAAAGCAUUUUGGACAGUGACCAGAGAGAUCUUAUUGGUGACUUCUCAAAGGGUUAUUUAUUCCACACUGUUGAUGGGAAACAUCAAGAUUUAAAAUAUAUCGACUCAGAAAUGAUUGUGUCUGUGCUGACUGGGAAGUUUGCGAGCUUCAUCAAGGAAUGCGUGAUAAUUGAUUGUAGAUACCCGUAUGAGUAUGAAGGAGGACACAUCAAGGGUGCUGUAAACCUACAUAUGGAAGAGGAUGUGGAAGACUACUUGCUUAAGAAGCCAAUCCAGCCAUCAGAGAACAAACGAGUGAUAAUAGUGUUCCACUGCGAGUUUUCUUCAGAGCGGGGUCCUCGAAUGUGCCGGUUUGUGAGAGAGCGGGACAGGCUGGGUAACGAAUACCCCAACCUCCAUUACCCAGAACUCUAUGUCCUGAAAGGGGGUUACAAGGACUUCUUCUUAAGAUGCCGUAGUUUCUGCGAGCCCCAGAGCUAUCGCCCCAUGCACCACGAAGACUUUAAAGAAGACUUGAAAAGGUUCCGCACCAAAAGCCGAACCUGGGCUGGUGAGAAGAGCAAAAGGGAACUGUACAGUCGCCUGAAGAAACUCUAAGGGCUGAAGUGAACAAGCAAAGACUGCCCAUCGUGGGAGGGGGGAGGCUGCAGCGGGAGGGAGACGUGCCUGUUCCUUGCUUGUGGUUAUCGGGUACCAGCUCUCUCCUCGUCUGUUGUCUUACUGGGGACACCGUGGAACUUGUGGCCGCAGGCUUGAACCGAGCAACCUGGAUGCUGGCUGGGAGCUGACUCUUCUGAAUACUCUUGUUACGCUGCUUUGUGGAAACGGCUUCUCGUGUUCUGUGACAUCCACCAACGGCCCAACAGUCUGCCCAGGGAGGGGUGGGGAGAGGCUGUCGCGUGCCAUCUGCGUGGGGCUCAGCUGAUACGUGGUGUAAGCAGUGAGGAUAUUUUAGUGCCUGUUAUUUUUUAAAUGCUUUAUUUUAUUUAAAUACAGUCAAGUGAAGCUAAUACCGCUACAGUUGAAUCAUCUGGAUUGUACUCAAACCUUGUUUCUGCUAAAGGGCAGCCUGCUGUUGGGGUGUGGGGGGGUUAAUUAUUUUUCUCAGCUGCAGCUUUGAGUCUGUCUUUCAGUAGCAUAAUGCAUCGUGGUGAAGUAAAAUGGGAAAUAGCUCAUUACAGCUAGAGGUCCCACCUCGCUGAACUCCUGUGUUUCGCUGUGGGAAGCCUCUUGAAGACAGUCGAAGGGGAAAUUGCUUAUUGUACGUAGAUACCGUGUUCACCUCGUUUACUUAAUCUAGAUUGCUUUAUUUCAUAGUAAUUUGAAUUUAGCUGCUGCUUUAGUUCUAGAGGAGUUGGUGUUUCAAAGUAGGGAGAACAUCUGGGAACUGAGGGUAGUUCAGAAAUAGGCUGUCUCAGGUGAUCCCAGAAGUACCGGGUGGCAAAGCUGUUGCCAGGAUUCUCAACAGCAGCAAUUUACUGUCGCUGCUCCCUCCGAGGCUGCGUAUUAUCAUGAAAUGUGUCCAGAAAACAGCCCGGCUGUGAGGAAUCACGCUAAUGAUCCUGGGAGGCUGUUCUGAAACUGCUCCUGCUGCCGUGGGUUUGACUUCGGCCACUUCUCCAGUAGCAGAAGCACCUUCUGCCAGGAAAGGCAGGAAAUACAAUUAAUUCUUGAAGGAAGAGGAACUUCCUCAGCCGGCGUUGUACCCUACAGCUCAGCCCUACAAAUUGCCCACCUAAAGCAGGAUUCGUGGUUCCGCGGCACAACAGUGCUAGUCCUAAAACUGCUUUGCUGCUAAUUUUUGGUGCCGCACAAGACCCAACUAAUGACCCUUACAGUAGCCCAGCGAUUUCAGGGUAAGGCCAGCUGCUUGCCGCAGAACGCUGUGACGAUUGCUGUAGCUUUUUCCUCACACGUGAACUUCUUUGUGAAACUCGUGCUCCUGAAGCUGGGCGUGCAGCCCGGGAACGGCCAUGCAUCCUGGAAGCUCUCGGCUCUCACUUUAGCAGAAAUCCACGCUUCACAGGGCUUGGCUUGCUCCGUGCGAGCUAGUCUUGCGUGCCGUUUUAUCUGUGUCAAAAAAAUACUGAAAUGGAGGUGGCUUAUGUGGAAAUUUUAACUUGAUUUUUUUUUAAAACUGUUUCUUAAAACCUGCUGUUAAUCCUCUUGAGAACUGAAAGGAUAAACUGAACUCUUUCUCAUUUAAAAAAAAGAAAAUAAAUCAUAUCUUGCUGGCUUCUCUCAAA
Aptenodytes forsteri (emperor penguin) is the source of this 3095-nucleotide messenger RNA. It is a transcript of the gene CDC25A, whose product is annotated as cell division cycle 25A. Gene Ontology annotation, molecular function: protein tyrosine phosphatase activity. Gene Ontology annotation, cellular component: cytoplasm; nucleus. The record is from RefSeq and is a predicted model, not a curated record. Lineage: Eukaryota; Metazoa; Chordata; Aves; Sphenisciformes; Spheniscidae. Bases 1 to 1446 code for a protein of 481 amino acids. The transcript has 16 exons. Gene Ontology annotation, biological process: positive regulation of G2/M transition of mitotic cell cycle; positive regulation of G2/MI transition of meiotic cell cycle; G2/M transition of mitotic cell cycle.